Lactuca virosa is the source of this 2169-nucleotide messenger RNA. The record is from the annotation of a GenBank genome assembly. Lineage: Eukaryota; Viridiplantae; Streptophyta; Magnoliopsida; Asterales; Asteraceae.
AUGAAGAUUGUUUCCACCAACAAGGCAUAUAUGAAUUUCAGGAUGAAUUUCAUAGCUUUGUUGAUCAACUCGCUGAUAGAAUCAAGCUCUUCAGGAAAAGCAAACACCAACCCAUUAUACUACAUAACAAGCAAGACGAAAAUAGAAAACAUCGACUCGUGUUCUUAUCUGAUAGACUGUUUGGUUAAAAACAAACAGUCUUUUGAUCCAUCAAAUCCAACAAGCAAUUUUAAUGGACCAUCUGCUUAUUUGGUGUUGCUUUAUUUAGACAGAAUCAAAUCUGAUGUACUUAACAUUGAAAGAACACUUACGGGACAAGAAAAUGAGAAUCUUAAAGGAGGAGAGGAACAGCAACGAAAAAAUAAAGAUAAGGGAGGUGAAGAUAUUAAAAUAACAGAUGGUGAGAAAGAUGAAAAUGAUAAUAAUGAUCAAGGUUUGGAUUACAUGAAUUUGAAUGAUGAAGGUGUUGAAAAUGAAAAAGGUGGUGAUAAUGAAGAACAAAAUGUUGAAGGAGAAGGUGUGGAGGGGAUGAAUAUACAAGGGAAGAAUGCUAAGAAAGUAGAAGAAAUAACUGGUGAACAACCACAAAGAGAUGGAGAAGAUGUUGAGAAAGAUGAAAAUGAUAAUAAUGAUCAAGGUUUGGAUUACAUGAAUUUGAAUGAUGAAGGUGUUGAAAAUGAAAAAGGUGGUGAUAAUGAAGAACAAAAUGUUGAAGGAGAAGGUGUGGAGGGGAUGAAUAUAGAAGAGAAGAAUGCUAAGAAAGUAGAAGAAAUAACUGGUGAACAACCACAAAGAGAUGGAGAAGCUGUGGAGGGGAUGAAUAUAGAAAGGAAGAAUGAUAAGAAAUUAGAAGGAAUAACUGGUGAACAACCACAAAGAGAUGGAGAAGGUUUUGAUGACAUUAAUUUGCAUGAUGAAGGUGUUGAAAAUGAAAAAGGUGGUGAUAAUGAAGAACAAAAUGUUGAAGGAGAAGAAGAUGUGAACAAAACAAUAACAAACGUUAUUGAAAGUAUUUUUGAAAACACAUCAGAGUUUAGCAUUACCGAAAUGUUAAAUGAUGAUGAAUUCAAUUCGGUUUAUGAAAAGACCAUGAAAGAAUACCAAGAUAAAAAAGAAGAGAGUAUGAUGCCCUCAUAUGAUCUCAAGAUAAGUCAGUUGACACCUCCAGAGAUGACAGAGAAUACUGCUGGACAAAAAAAAGAUGAAGGUGAAAAAGAAAAUCUGGUGAAAGAUGCGCUAGAUCCAAAAGCGAAGACCCACCCAAAACAAAAUGUAACUCUGGAACAUCGGAAACAAAGAAAGAAAAAACCAGCCGAAGUAAGGAGAUCUCCAUAUAAAGAGAGAGCAAUUUGCUUGAAAACAAAAUUAACAAAAGAAGAGGAAAUGCUUGGUGAAUGGUUGUUCCAUUUGCAGGGAACUGAAUAUGAUCAGUUGUUAUUCACAAUAAACAAAAGAGUUGUAUUCCGAUAUGUAUUUGAAAUUUUUUUUCCCGGAGAAUAUCUAUUUCCAGAUGUCAUAGACUCAUGGUCUGAACUGUUGAACUACAAUGACAAGGACCGAGACAUUAAUAAUUCUCCAUACAGAGUUUUCUUGUCUGUCCAAAUCACUACAAAGUAUAUUGAGGAUGAGCAACUUCCUAAACCAAAAAAAGAUGACAAAAGGAAAAAGAUUGACAAAAAAGUAAAAGAACAAAUGGAAAAGGAAGCAAAGGAGAAAGGCGAGUACAGAUACAAUCUAUUCAAAAAAUACUUUGUAGAUUGGUUCAAUGGAGAUGAAGAAAAAAUAAAAUUGAAAGAUGUUGAUUUGAUAUUCUUCCCUGUUUGUCGGGAAGAACACAUGUUUCUCUACAUUUUCAACAUAAAAAAUCCAAACAUUGUCAUCUUGGAUAACAGCAGAUCAGACGCAACUGUUAAAGGAAAAUACAUGGAAACGUAUAUGGCUCAACCAGAAUACAAAACUGGAUUCCCAAAGGAAGGAGCUCAAGAUGCACUGCUUGAUUUGGUGAGAACCAAAUAUGCUCAUGCAUUGAUAGAUUCUGAGAUUAAUUUCAUGAAGGAUGAUGUCAUGGAACUUGCACAUGAGUACAACAAACAAAAUAAAGAGAAGAAAGAAAGCGAUCAAAGAAAUGCUUGUGCAGAAAUCCAUCAAAGGUUGAGUGAUUGCCAAUAA